CACUAAGAUUCAUGUCCGCUAGUUUAGAUACGUUAAGUUCGAAUCUUUUACAAGCCGAUAAAUCAAAAUUUGAGUCUAUUCUUUCAUCAUAUCAGGAGAAAGAUUUAGAUUUAGUUUUUAGAAAAGGUGUAUUUUGCUACGAGUGGAUGGAUGACUGGAGUAAACUAUCUCAAACCUCUCUACCCUCAAUUGAAGAAUUUUACAGUUCACUAUCAGAAAAACAUAUUUCCACUCAAGAUUAUGAACACGCUCAAAAUGUAUGGAAACGGUUCAAUCAUAAAACAAUGAGGGAUUAUUGUUUAUGGUAUAAUAAACUUGAUGUGUUACUUUUAUGCGAUGUUUUCGAAGCUUUCAGAGAUUUAUGCCAUAAGACUUAUGGCCUCGAUCCCUGUUAUUACUACACAGCACCGGGGUUGUCAUUUGAUGCAAUGUUAAAAAUAACGAAUGUAGAGCUGGAAUUGUUAAGCGACUACGAUAUGUUGCUUUUUAUGGAAAACGGAAUUCGUGGUGGUCUUACACAAGCUGUGAAAAGAUACAGCAAGGCGAAUAAUCCACAACUGAGUGAUUAUAAUACCAACAACCCUACUAGUUGGAUAAUUUACCUAGAUGCAACAAACCUAUAUGGCUGGGCAAUGUCGCAACCGCUUCCUAGAAAACAUUUUAAUUGGUACGAAGGUGAUUUAUCUAUAAAUACUGUAAGUGACUUGCUAGAGAACACUGAUUCAAAUUCGGAUACUGGUUAUAUGCUAGAAGUUGACAUUGACUACCCCAAAUCACUACAUGAUGCACACUCUGACUUACCUUAUCUGAGCGAAAAAUUUUUACCACCAGGUUCUAUUGUUCCUAAAUUAUGUGCUACUCUAAUUAAUAAAAAUAAUUAUAUAGUACAUUAUUCGACUCUGAAACAAGCGAUGGAUGCUGGUUUGAAACUCAAAAAGGUACAUAGGAUAUUGCAAUUCGAGCCGAGUGCAUGGCUGUCAAAAUACAUUAAACUCAACACAGACAAACAAAAGAUAGCCACUAGUGAAUUUUUAAAAAAAUUUUAUAAAUUAAUGAAUAAUGCCGUAUUUGGAAAAACCAUGGAAUCGUGUAGAAAGAGAAUGAAAAUGAAUUUAGUUACAAAUGAAAAAACAUUUCAACGGUUGGUUAAUAAACCAAAUUUUAAAGACAUAACAAUCUACGAUGAAACAUUUUGUGCGGUUCACCUCAAUCAUGACGUCAUUACUUUUGACAAACCAAUAUAUGCUGGUUUUAGUAUAUUAGAAAUUUCUAAAACUUUAAUGUAUGAUUUCCACUAUAAUACCAUGCGUAAGUUUUACGGUAAAAGUAUAGAGUUAAUCUAUAUGGAUACCGACUCUCUUGUUUAUUUAAUUCACACGGAUGAUUUUUACGAAGAUUUACUGAAAAAACCAGGGUUUUUACAAAAACUGGACACUUCAAACUUAGACCCUAACCAUAAAUGCUAUAACACAGAACGUACUAAAUUACCAGGUACUUUUACAGAUGAAGCAUUGGGGAAGAUUAUUGAAGAAUUUAUUGCUUUACGAUCUAAAUCUUAUGGUUAUACAAUGGAUUCCCGGGAAAAAAUAAAGGCAAAAGGAGUUGGAAGACAUGUAACUACAAAUCAUUUGACGAUGAUGGAUCAUAAACAAUGUCUUUUUAGAGGGAUGACUACAACACAUAUUGAAAAAAUAGAUGAAAACUACACACCAGAGAGGGAAAUCACAUCAUUUAGAUCAUACCAACAUCGCAUGAAAACUAUACAGACUAGAAAACUUGCAUUAAAUCGUUAUGAUGACAAGAGAGUAGUAUUAUCUAAUCAAAUCGAUACUUUGCCACAUGGACAUUAUAUGCUUGAAAAAUUAAGGAUCGAAGGAAAACUAGCUUUUAAUAAUUAAAAAUUAUAUAAUAUAGUAUAAUAUAAUAAUUUUAUAAAAAUACCACCACUGACCACUACUAUAUUGGUAAAGGUUAUCAAUCACUUAACCACCUAUUGCACACACAACAUAUAUCACAUUCGAUUUUAAACUAUGUGCUUUAUUAUUCAGAGGGGGGGGUAUAAUAUUAUUAUUAUUUCUAAGAUUUUUUUUUAUUUAUAACAUUUAAUUUUUUUAAUUACACGUAUACAUAAUACACACUUACAUACUGUACUCACUACUUAGAUCACUGGUUUUGCGCAGGCGAUCCCUCCCACCUCCAGUGACUCUAAUUACACUCAUUACAAACCAAUAGGUGGGGGAGUUCUCGAGUGGUAUAAUAAGUUUUUUUUAUUUAUUAUUAUUA
Molecule: messenger RNA, 2283 nt
Organism: Daktulosphaira vitifoliae (grape phylloxera)
Lineage: Eukaryota; Metazoa; Arthropoda; Insecta; Hemiptera; Phylloxeridae
Exons: 6
Coding region: 12-1898 (628 amino acids)
Source: RefSeq, a predicted model, not a curated record